UAUUUGGGUAUAUGUACUGCUGCUGACUCUGUGAUCCAGUAGAAGCAACAGCUCACCUGCAGACCUUAAAGCUGCUAUUCAUCCACAGAGCUGAGACACACACUUCACACAAUGGCUGGGGAUCAACGCUUUGUAAUCAGUGCUCGCAUUAUUGGAGCCGUGCACAGGGACACUCCUAAACUCAAGAUGUUCAUGAUUUCUGUGUUGUGGUCGGACAACGCUGAAGUGAUAAUUUACAGGUCCUUCCAGGAGUUCAGGAAAUUCCAUAGGCAGCUGAAGAAGAGAUUCCCUAGCAUUAACAUUUUCAAGAAAAAUAACAGAGUGAUCCCCAAAUUUAGAGGACAGGCCAGGAAGAGCAGCCAGAAGACAGGAUCCAAGCGCUCCAUCCAACGCAUGAAGUUCCUGGAGAGCUACUGCGAGAAAGUUCUGAAGUGCGAUCAAAGUGUGACACGGACCCCAGAGGUGACUCAGUUCUUCACACCCAAAGAUCACGACCUGCAGUCAGACUUCACCAAGAACAGCAUCAUGAUCCUGAUGUCUGAUGAUCUGCCUGAUGGUGGAGGAGGAGGAGAAGUUUCUCACCAGCCUAAAGGCAGCGUCACUCACCCGUUUGUCACCCAGACUUACUCCUGCGUGGCCGCCUACGAGACAAAAGAUACCAAGAAUCGUCCGUUUAAGGUCGCUAUGGACGAGAAGCUGGACGUGCUGAUCAAAGAUCCUGCAGGUUGGUGGCUGGUUGAGAACGACUCAAAGGGUUUGGCUUGGUUUCCUGCUCCCUACCUGCAGUUAAUGGACGGAGAGGAUGAGGAAGACUCUGUAUUCCAGCAUGCAGGUGUGUGUUAUUUUCAGUCAAAUUAUAAU
Messenger RNA from Notothenia coriiceps (black rockcod), 861 nucleotides. Its product is annotated as NADPH oxidase organizer 1-like. Gene Ontology annotation, cellular component: cytoplasm. The record is from RefSeq and is a predicted model, not a curated record. Gene Ontology annotation, biological process: superoxide anion generation. NCBI's taxonomy places the organism in Eukaryota, Metazoa, Chordata, Actinopteri, Perciformes, Nototheniidae. The transcript has 6 exons. The annotation marks the transcript as partial. Gene Ontology annotation, molecular function: protein binding; phosphatidylinositol binding; superoxide-generating NADPH oxidase activator activity.